Molecule: messenger RNA, 2413 nt
Organism: Seminavis robusta
Lineage: Eukaryota; Bacillariophyta; Bacillariophyceae; Naviculales; Naviculaceae
Source: the annotation of a GenBank genome assembly
CGGAACAACAACAACAUCAUCAGAUUCUGUGUCCCUUUUCCCUCCCAGGUCCUCUGCUCUUGUAAGCAACCACCGCAACCAAGAUCAAUAAUAUCCAGGCGCCUCUGCAAUACUAUCACAACAGAACAAUCAUGAUGGAGAACUUGACGUAUCUUCUUUCCUAUGGGAAGAGGAUCGACCUACCCACCACGUUUCGUGGUUGUGGCAUGUAUUGGGGCCGUGUUUUCCAGGAGAACCAGGAAAAGGAAGAACGUCGACUGGCAGCGUUACAUGCAUUAGGAAAAACGGAACGACAAAUGGCAGAAGAAGCGUUCGAGCUCUUGAAGAAAGAGCCAAGGCUCGCCCGGGUCAAGUUCAGUAAUUACUACGGAACCGAUUUGUAUCCUCUGUGGUACUUUGUCUUAUCAGGAUUUCCCCUUGACGCAAUCGAGGCUGUCUUUGAGAUGCACAAGAAGGCACUAUGGGAACCCCUGAAAGAAGAGGAACGAAGUAUGUUUCGCCCUGGCGACCCGGAUCGUGACAACAAGACAUUGAAAUAUUUUCUUUUGGAAGCUGCCUGCAAGCCAAGGUCUGGUGCAGAUGAUAAUGUGCUCGCUUUCCUAGCCAGCAAGCACCCAGAAGCCCGCUGUAUCACCUUCAACAGUGGUUUUAAGCCGUACGAAAACAGAAUCAUCGAAGGAGCGAGGAUCGACAAUGGAACCCGCCGUGCUUCUUGGGAGGCCAUUAAAGCAUUGGUACCCGAGGAUCGAUGGACCCUGCCAUUUGUCGCGAGACUCUUCUCUGUUGGGUAUGAUGCUGUGAUUCUGAACAACGCCGUUGGCAUGCUCAUCAGGACAGGUACCAGCCAAUCGGAAGAGAAUUCUCGGUUCAGAAUAGUUGGUGUCUCUCAAAGGGAUCAAGUUCUGGUGGACCUGUCCAGGGCUCAAGUCCUUGGGCGCAUCAUUAGCCUCCCAAAUUCCAGCAAAGAUUCCGUCCGGCAGCUCCUCUGCCACCCCACGCAUUGGACCCCGGAUGGGCUCAACUACACCCUCAAGUGCCUCAGACCAGCUUCCACAGUGCAAAGUCUUUGCCUUGUUAUAAAGAAUCCAGAUUCGAACGACGAAACGAUGGUGCUUUUGGAGGAGCUCUUUGCCACAAACAAGUCAAUCGCAACCCUGGAACUGGAUGUCUGCAAUUCUCAUCUUACUGCCAUUGUCAGGGGCCUGGCAAGAGCGGAAACCCAGACGAUGCAGAAGAUAAAACUGACAAAGAUGCGUGUACCGAACGUUGCCGUCUUGGGACCAUUUCUCGCUGCUGUUUCUUCGCCACUGCAGAUCAUCCUCAGUUUUGUGAACGCCGGUGGAAGCUGGGACCUAUGUCGCCAAUUGCCGGAGUUUGUUUCUCUCAAGCUGGACAGAUGCACCAUGUUCCCGAACCUGAUGGUUGAAACCCUCAGCAUUCUGCCCUUCGCAAAGAGGCCCACUCAGCUCGGGAUUGGAGAACUAUGGGAGCGCGAACCCAGACAAGGUGGACCUGUGGAUAUCACGGAAUGCUUGUCGAACGUUUUUGGCCAGGGCUACUUGGAAAGACUUUAUGUCUUGGGAUUGCCAAGCAGUCACAACCUGGAUGUUGGUGCCGUGAGUCGUGCUCUGGAAAACGACAACACUCUGCGAUUUCUGGAAUUUCAAAAGUCUCCCACCGGCGACAAAGAAGAACAACAGCUUGUGGAUGAUCUCUUCGAGCUCAUGAAAUGCAACACUUCGUUAGAGCAGUUGAUUGUUUCCAACAUUGAGACUAGGAGAGACUACACGGGGUUUUCCAAACACGUCAAAGAGAUGAGACCACGGAACUAUACUGCCCGAUGGGAGUGCACCCGCGACGAGCACAAGGCUGACCAGAUGCUUUACUUUAUGCGUUUGAACCAGUAUGGUCGCCAGAAAGUGAGAAGUGACACGACAACACGAAGGGAAUUCGUUUCGCUUUUGGCGAGAGCCCGUGGCGACUUGGUUCUGAACGAUAGCCUGGUCUACUUCAAUGUUUUGUUCGGGCUGCUGAUGGAGUACGAGCCGAAUAAGUGGCUAUCUGACGCACUCGAGAAAAGUGUGGAGACCGAGGCGACCGAGAAAGUCCACCCCAGAAACAAGACUCCUGGACUCAAGGCAACGCCUCCCAAUCGCUUGGACGGAGUCGACUUCUCGGUUUGGGAUGUGACGCUGUGCAACCCGCAGCCAUCAAACAGCGACAGUGCUAGUUCUGUCUGAGCUAUGACCGCUGUAGUUGUCAGCACAUUGGCACCUGUGCAAUCAAUCAAUAACGAGCAGCACACAAGCCUAACGACCUUAACUUGUAGCUACUGAGUUAGCGGCCUCAUUGGUUGUAACAAAGAGGAAGUAUUUAAACGCAAAAUUAGGAUGCUCCAAGCUGCUCGUUCAAU